AUGGGCAAUCGUAGAAACAACAAUUAUCAGCACCACUUAAAGGGUACAAACCCCGGCAGAGGAAGUGAAGAAGGGAUUACGGUGAAGUACAUAUCAAAUCCGGUGAUGGUCAAAGCUAAUAACGCUUCUGAGUUCCGAGCAAUUGUUCAGGAACUCACAGGCCAAAACUCCGACAUUAGAAGUCCCGGCAAUGCCGGAACAGUGGCAACCAGUGAAGCUAUCCAGGUUCAUAAUCAUACAACUUCAAAGCCAGUCGUUGAAAAUGGUGUACACGAGUACUUGAACACCCUACCAUCCCUGAAGCUUAAAGAAGAUUUCUUUUGGGGAGAUGCUUCUGAGAGUUUUUCCAGCAUACAAUUUCCACCUCAGUAG
Messenger RNA from Ilex paraguariensis (yerba mate), 372 nucleotides. Lineage: Eukaryota; Viridiplantae; Streptophyta; Magnoliopsida; Aquifoliales; Aquifoliaceae. The record is from the annotation of a GenBank genome assembly.